AACACUGCAUACUCAGAGUGGUAAAUGAAUCUCAUGUGUAAAGGCUGACCAACUUUUCAAUUCCUAAAGUGAUUCCUUCAAGUUGUGGAUGUGACAGGUCUUCAGUCAUCGUUUCUGAGCACCUGAAAGACUCCAACAACUCCACCUCCUACAGAGGAUGAAAAGAAAACCUGGGUUUAGAUCUACCUUACAAGGUUUUACAGCUACAUAUCUUCAACUUGUGGUAGUGGAGAUCGUUGCUAUCUCCUAGGAAUGAAAUGGAGAAUGAUGUAAACAUGUUGGUGGUUGAGCUGUCGACCCUGCAGCUUGCUGAGGUUGUGUGUUUGUUUCUCACAGCCCUGAGUCACUGUUACUCUGAGUGGGAAGGGUGAAUGGGCAAUAGCUUGGAGUUGUCAAGCUGACAUUCAGUGCCCAAACCUAUUUUUAAUUGUUAGUCUCAGUGGCACCCAGCGGGCUCACUUAGCAACACUCAGCUUCUGAGAGCUCUCACACAGGGAAGAUGCAGAAGUCCUCAUAAAUUAAUGUUUGUGUGAGGUUUUGUUGGCCGUUGGUUUAAUCAACCUUUGCAUGUUGAACCAAGGAUGUAAACAUGGAGCUAAUGAAUUCUACACAGCGAGUAAUUGCUGUGCUACAGGAAAGCUUUAAGUCCGUGCUGUUUGCUGCACUGGUGCAAGUGGUCCUUGGGUGGUCUGAGGUUGAGUUUCAAAUGAAAGUCAUUAAAACAUCCCCGUAGAGAAGUCUGAUUCUGGAGCUUUCUGGAGCAUGGAGGUGGUGGGGCUGUCCAGGACACAGCGUGGACUUUGCCUCACCAGGUGUCAUCUGAAGGGUUUAUGUUCUUUGUGCAGUCCUCAGCAGUGUGACUCAGAAGUGGCCUCUGUGGCUUCUCACACCAGUCGGGAGCUUUCUGUUUCUCAUCUUCUGGUCUUUGAAUGCCUCCCCAGUUGCUUGAAUUGGGGUCUGUGAACAUGACUGGAAUUAAAUCAGCCUAUGACUUUUGAAGCUUUCAACUCCUGCUGUGUCUUGGGGGUCAUAGAACAAACCCCAAGGCCUUUCUAGCUGUUCCUCAGGUGUUUUGGCAAAAGUACUCCCUUUAGAGCAGCACCAGUGCUGAGGCACAGAAGAGAAGUCAAUUGAUUUCUCCAGUUUGGCUCAGCCACCCUGUUCCCCAGAGCUUUCUAAAGUGCUUGUGGCCGGCUGUGGUUUGUCCCUGUGGCUGUGGCAGAGGGUUCUGGACCAGGAGGCCUCUUGAGACCUUGUUCCACCUUAAAUACCUCUCCAUGAUUCUAGCUGGGAGUCUUUGAGCCUGCAUGAGGUUUGUUGAGAGACACCCCCCCCUCUUUGUACACCGAUGAUGGGAUAUGAGGGCAGCCGUGCAGUGUUUAUAUAUAGAAGAGCUUUAGUGCUCUGUGCAUCUGUUUUGAGGUUUGAUUUCCUCAAUGCUGACCCUCUGCAGCAGAGGCUGGUGGCACCUCUGCAGCUGCUUUGUGCAGGAGGCACGUCUGGCUGUUUGUCUAACCCAGGUUAGUGAGUCUCCUAUGAAAUGAAGGAAGUUGUAGCCAUUCAUCUUCCAGCCUAAUGGACCACAGAAAUUACAAGCUGUAGCAUGCAGCUUAAUCUUGCCACGAGGCAGAGUGCUGCAUACUUUGCCUUCAAUUUAUGCAUGCCGUGCCUUUUUAUUAAAUGUAAAAGAGCAGUUGACAGGGUUUCUCCAGAGGACUUGCUUUGGCUACGCUUGGUGGGUAGCCAGCACAUUUCAAUACAGCGCAAAUGAGUGAUGGUGGUUUCUGUACCAUUCGUAACAACCACCUUUGAAACGUGAGGGUGGAGUUAUGGGUUCUCCUCUGUGUGUCAAGCAGCAGAGGAGAGUGAGACAGCUAUUUUAGUUAUAACCCUGCAGGUGACCCACUUCUUGAAGCAUGGCCAUUGCCGUUACGAGAUGCAGGAAGGACUGGAGCAGCGGUUGCGCAUCUGUGCUUGGUCAGGCCUUCACCCAGGGAUGGCUCUUUGCCGCUUUCUUUUCUCUGUUCCUCCUUGUAUUAUAACUUUGAAUUGUCUCUCUGUUGUUGCAGUGUGCAGAGGAGUGAAUGCCCCAUGUUGUGUUAGUGCCUGUCUGCCAUGCUGGCCUGUCUGCCAGGACCAGGUGACCUCUCCUUUCAGCUUCUUUCUUACACGCAGAUGAACACUGGACUUCAGAAAUGGGACACUACACAGAAAAUGAGAUCUGCACAGUAUCCUACCCCAGCAGAAUUGGAUGCUUAUGCUAAGAAGGUCGCCAACAACCCACUGACUAUAAAAAUCUUCCCAAACAGUGUCAAGGUUCCCCAGAGGAAACACAUACGCCGUACUGUGAACGGACUUGAUACUUCGGGCCAGAGGUACAGUCCUUACCCAUCUCAGGCCACCACCAAAACGGGCCUCCUGGCGAUAGUCAAAUCUCCAGCAAAAGGAGUUAUCAAAGACUUUGACGGGACACGCACGCGUCUGCUGCCGGAAGCGAUGAUGAAUCCCCCUUCCACCCCUUACGUUGCACCUAGCACUUUAACCCACCCCCAGGCGCUUGCUCGCCAGCAGGCUCUCCAGCAUGCACAGACUUUGCAGCACCCCCAGAGUAUCCCGCAGCCACAGACUUUGCAGCACCCUCAGGGUAUACCCCAGCCACAAAGCUUACCGCACCCUCAGGGGAUCCCGCAGCCGCAGGCGCUGCCGCACCCUCAGAACAUGCAGCAGCCUCAGGGCUUGCAGCAUCCUCAGACCAUGGCACACCAGACUCUGCAGCACCCCCCAAAUCCUUUGCUGCAGCCGGGUUUACAUGGAAGCAGAAAGAUGCCGGAUGCAGACGCGCCGCCGAAUGUGACCGUGUCUACCUCAACCAUUCCCCUCUCUAUGGCUGCCACCCUGCAGCAGAACCAGCCACCGGACCUGAGCAGCAUUGUGCACCAGAUUAACCAGUUCUGCCAGGCCAGAGCUGGCAUUAGCACUACCUCAGUGUGUGAGGGACAGAUUGCAAACCCCAGCCCUAUAAGUCGCAACCUGCUUAUCAAUGCAAGUACCAGGGUAUCUACUCACAAUGUCCCUACACCCAUGCCUUCCUGUGUAGUUAACCCUGUAGAUCAUGCUGCUGCUGCUAUUCCUCCUGCCUCUGUUAAUGUGCCCAUGGUGAAUAUUAACAGGGUGCCGCCCGCGUACCAGAACGAAAUCAAAUCGGUUGCGUGGAACCAGCACCAGCUUGCACAUCUGCAGCAAAUGUGUGGGGAUGCUGCUGGGCCUGCUGGACUCGCAGGGAAGCACCCCCAGAGAGAGAUCACCGGGCAGAGCUUCCCUGUCAAAACUUCAAACUACCCUCAAGAACUGUGCAUGGGCCAGUCCUUCAGCUUGAAGCCCCCCAUCGAGAAGCCUACACCUUCUCCACCUGUGAACGGGUUGCAGGGACCCUUGCCAUAUACCAAUGGGCACUAUUUCCAGCCCAUCUGGAAUAACAUUCUGCCCACACCCAACAGUGACAGCUCUGGGUCCCAGGACCUCGCCAUGCCUUUCCACGGGGGACAGCCGGCAGGAGCACCGCUAGAUUGUGCAGGAGGAACUCAUUACAGAGCUGGAGCUGGCCCAUCCAGCCAGAAUAACGUGAUGCAGACCAUGGAUUACCUAAGUGGGGACUUCCAGCAGUCCUGCUUCAGAGAUCAGAGCAUGGCCGUGCUGGGAAAAGUCCAUCGGCCUCCCAUGAACCGAGCACCUGAACCAACCGAUAGUCGAAAUCUUCAUAUUCAACACCCAGGGUAUAGAUAGGCUGCAGUCACUUUCACAGACAAAAAAAAACAUAGAGGUUUAGUCUUAAUUUUAAUGAAUAAGCAAGGCAUUUUUAACUUGCAAACUUGUGUGAUCAUUAUAGUAACCAUCUGAAGAUGACAUACUGUAUAUUUAAAAGCUUUGCUUACGUGUUACCUAUCUCCUUUCUGUAUCAGAUACUUAACAUGCCUUUUGUGUCAGAGGAUUUCAUUACACUACUUCACACCACAGCCCUUUCCUCACCAUAGAACCCCCUUCUGUGCAGCUUCUGCUUAGCAGCUCCUUGCUGGACUGAUGUUGAGUUGCUGCAGGGUUUUGCCAGCUCCAUCAAGAGCAAGGUAGCGUAGCUGCUUAAAUUUCCUUCUCCGUUUCCUCUGAAGAUUAAGAGCAAGAGGAUUUGUCAGGAAGCAGGGCUUAUUUUCAGCCGAAAGCCCAUUUCAUUAAUGCAUUAAACAUUGACCAUUUGCACUGUCUAAAGGCCUGUUUAAUUGAAAAAGAAGCCUAUGUUUGAAACGAGCUAGCUACGGGGAUGUACUUGGGCACAAAUACAGGACGAAGCUCUUCAGCUCUUCCUUGCCCACCUUUGUCAUUUUAGACUUUGUCCAAAGUCAAAAGUCUCCGGCAGGUAUUUCUGACGCUUCUUUCUUUUGCAGACAGGGUAUGGAGAAGGGGGGGAAUGGUGGGUUUAGGAGGCAGCAUAGCUGCCAUAGGUCGCUGCCUUUUCUCUGCAUUGCAUUUCCCUUCCCCACUCCCUUUUUUGCCUAAGAGCUAGCUUUGUCUGAACCCCUCGCUGCUAGGAGUCUGGCUGUCCUCAUGUGAAGGCAUCCAGACCCACUGACAACUCCAAAAAGGGUUCAGCUUUUUGGUAGCUAAAAUGAAUUUCAGGGUGAGGAGACGUAAUGAGUGCUCAGGGCAGUGUGGCACGGUCCCACCGCUGUGAAGCUCUGCUCGUGAGCCGCCGUGGGACCAGUGGUCCCAUAUUCCUCUCCUUCGGAACACCACAGCAGGUUUAACAGAACAAUUCCACUCCCUGGGGAUUAGCAAAGCUCUUUCUAACAUCCCUUUAUCCCAGGGUCUCGGUGCCUAACUCCUCUUGUUCCUUUCCCACAUCACUUCCAGCAGCUAGUCGAGUCGGUGACCGUAGGACACUACUGAGUAACCUCAGCAUCUUGUUCCCCUCAGCGUUACCACAGCACACCUUCUCCUUCCUAACAGCUGGAUUUCUUGUAAGUAUAAAAUUCCUCAUCUCUGUUAAUGAGACUAAUACUUGAACAUAAUGAUCACAAUCAAGUUUGGAAAUUAAAAAAAAAAAAAGAGAAAAAAAGAGAAAAAAUUAAUAAAAAAAACCCUAAAUGCAUUGAUUCUUUAUAUGUACACUGGCUAAAAACUAUUGCUCUACACUGUAACUUUUAAGUGUAAUAUUUCUGUAUGAAUGUCGCCUGGUAGUGUGGGUUUGAGUAGCAUUGUGUAUGGGUGAACCCACUUGGCCUCAGCCGCCCACUGGCCUCCCUCACAGCCCUUGGAAACAAACAAAGCCUUAAGUAUUUGCUCCUUGAACUUUUCCUCCACGAGCAUGGUUUCAAAGAGAAAAAAACCCCACAAAACAAACCCCAAUCUUUAAAAGACAUCAUACAAAAGUUAAAAACACAGAAAAAAAAGAACAAAAAAAAAAAGAGAAGUAACCAGUUUUGAAGUGGCGUCCUAGUUGGCUAGAAAUCCUUUCCGAGUUUUUGGGUAAAUGGAGAAAUUAGGAGACAUUUCUUUGUAUUUUUUUAAGUUAGACGUGUAGUCCUGGGCUGUAACACCUCCUUAGGUUUCAGAGCUUAGCAGAGUACGUUUCCUGACUCCUUGCGUAAGUUAGUACACUUAUGGCAUUACUGAAAUCCCUUCAAGUGUACUCUGAGCCGUUCUUUAGUGGGAACUCUUCUAGCAAAGUGAAGCAAUUUGACUAAAGACGGAUUAAAUUAUGUGUUGGCUUGUGUUGCCUUAUAUUUAAAAACAGAAAAGGAAGACUUGCCUGAUUGUGUUAUGCCAAAUGAUAGCAACAUGAAGUCCUAAUUUAUUGUUUAUAAUCGUAUUCCUGCAGUCUGUGUGAAAACUGGUAAAUAUACAUCUAUGGAAGAACUAAAACCCUGAGGCUUUUCAUGCAAUAUUUUUCUCAGUACAUGAUAGUGGAAGCCGAGGUUUGAGUCUGAAGCUGCUCCCCUUACGGUCUCCCCCCAUCCUACCCCUCCUGAACCGAUCUAGGGCUGUGCGAUGACUUUAACCUGCUGACUUAGUUCUGCUACCUGAAUCCUUUUCCUUUUUACUCAAUAAACUACUGGCAUCUCCUCUGUUCAGUAGCCUGCUGCAAAUCUCAACCCAGACUGUUAUUAAACGCUGAUUUUUCUGCCUCCUGCUCUUCUCCUGCGAGAGAGAGACCGAGUGGAGUCCCGUGUCGUGCUCUUAGUGGAAGUGGUUUUGAGGCCUGGGAGGUGUUUGGGAUCGUUCUGUUCUGGGAUCGUUCCGCAGGGAGAGCUGUGACCUCUGAGACUUUGCCCCGGGGCAGCAGGACCGGGAGGCAAAAACACUCCUGAGAUUCCUCCAGGUGGGACAUUGCUUGAAAAAUGGGAAUCAUUUUACUAUUAAAAUAUACUGAAAUAUUGC
Molecule: messenger RNA, 6429 nt
Organism: Pezoporus occidentalis (night parrot)
Lineage: Eukaryota; Metazoa; Chordata; Aves; Psittaciformes; Psittacidae
Gene: FAM222B
Product: family with sequence similarity 222 member B
Exons: 2
Coding region: 2116-3783 (555 amino acids)
Source: RefSeq, a predicted model, not a curated record